Molecule: messenger RNA, 1209 nt
Organism: Odontomachus brunneus
Lineage: Eukaryota; Metazoa; Arthropoda; Insecta; Hymenoptera; Formicidae
Product: cyclin-dependent kinase inhibitor 1-like
Exons: 3
Coding region: 133-504 (123 amino acids)
Biological process (GO): regulation of cell cycle
Cellular component (GO): nucleus
Molecular function (GO): cyclin-dependent protein serine/threonine kinase inhibitor activity
Source: RefSeq, a predicted model, not a curated record
GCAACCGAGAUGCAGUAGACGACACUCUCUCCAUGGUACUAGUUGCAGUCCGACAUUCUCUUGGUACACUGUGGUGCGAGUUUUGUUAGACGUUGCCUUGGACACAUACCGGCUCAUUCGAGGGCCCGCCUGAUGAUGGAAGAAAAGAACGUUGACCAACGAGGAGAGGUUAAACACCGAAACGUGUGCAGAAAACUUUUCCAAGAUGAUGAUGAGGAACCAAAGUCGCCAAACAGCGAAAACAAUAAAGGACAAACGAACGGCGAGAACGACAACUUUGCCAAUUGUCUGUUCGAAGAAGCUCGACGAAAUCUAGAAAAUGCCAAGGAAAAGUGGAACUUCGAUUUCGAGAACGAAGUGCCGCUGUCUGGUCGUUACGAAUGGGUGAAACUCGACCGUGACGGAAACGAAAUCUCUGAUUCCGCGCAGUUGAAUAACGGGGUAUGUGAUUCACACGAGGAGCAGCCGAAGGAGGCAGCAGAAGUGAAUACGCAAGAAAAGUGACCAUCAGACGCAAUUAACAAGAAUAAACAGACAAGAAUUAAAAAAAAAAGAAAGAAAGGAAACGGAUCAAAUAUAUGGAGUCUCUAUCGUGAUAUUAUUCGAGCUAUUAUAGUAGAUAGAUCGUAGAAAGAUUUAGCAUCGACGAUAUGAAAUUUUGUAUUUUACAAUUAACAACUCAUCUUCCACAGCUAUGGAAGAUCGAGAAGAUAUGAAAGACAAGAAUGAUUCGUACGUUUGUUUACAAGAAAGUUCGAUCUUUAUUACGCGAAUAACGUGAACGAUCAAUUUUCAAAUCCUAUAAAUAUAUGUGAUAAAUUAGCGAUUUUUCAAACGAUUAAAUCAGUAGUAUAUCGAUUAAACUCGAUUAUAUUAAUUGAUUAUUAAGGAAAUUAUUUAUUUGUACAAAUUCUAGUCAAGCGAGUUGUGGGAGAUGUCCCUCGCAAGAACCAAAAUAAUUUUCAUAUAAGUUAUAGUAAAUCGAAAUUUAUAGGUAAAAUAGAACAAAACAAUUUGGUGCCCAAAUAAUACAUUAAUUUUUGUAGCAUCGCGUGACAUUAUUUUAAAUAUUUAACCAUGGGAACGUGCAAUGCACGCGAUAGUACUCGAGUGAUAUUUUACUUACGGAAGACAAGAGAAAGAAUAUGUACAAUAAUAUAUGGAAAAAAGAUAGAAUAAAAUAUAUACGUGUCUGCAUUAUUUAUUAAA